UUCCUCCCUUCCUGAGAAGCACCUCCUUCUUCCAAAGGGCUGCCUGGAACAGUUUCAAUUCACCACUCUUUGCCACUCCUCGGCUGCACCAGUUUGCCAAGUGGAAAGAAGACCAUGGGCAGUGCUCUACAAGGUGUGCAAAUCCCAUUUCCCCAGGGAUGUUAUGAGCUCGGAGAAGCACUGGCCCUGAAGGGACUACAAGAAGAACCUAAAGAAACUAAGUAAGUAGCUCCCAGGUGACUGAGAGGAUAUGUGACCACUACAGGCUUGGCCAGACCACCACCAAGUGCUCUGCAAACCGUUCUUCCUGGCUUGAAAAUCAUCCGUGUGAAGGCACGAGCAUAACCCUGAGAAUCCAGGGCUCUGGAGCUCUAAUUCUGACUCACCACUUGUUUCUCUUUCAGUUUCCUCCCUAUAUAAGUGAGGAAGAUUAAAUUUAUUCUUGCUUCUCAAGGGAGCUGGAAGGAAUCAUCAUUGUUUAUACUUCUUUUUAAGCACGCAGCGUGUAAACACUUCGGCUCAGUUAAGCUGCUCGAAACUCAGUGCCGCUGAUUUUCUCAACGUUUCCUCCCAUUUGAUACACAUUCUUUGCCAUGAGGCCCUACAGCUGAGCCCAUGAGUCCAGACAGAAACUGGAAAACACAAUGGCACCUUCCAAGGACAUUACAGACUAAAGCUUCGUGCUUAAACCCAGGCACACGAGUCACUCACAUGUACAGUAUUACGUUCAUGCGUGUUUGCAUGACCAGGCCUUACUAAAAAGCAAAACUAAUCAGCAACAGAUAUGAGGAAAAAUGUGCAAGAGAGCAGCUCCAAAGAAGGCAAAGUUGACAACUGUUUUUAGCUUUUAAAGUGUCUGACUUGCAUGGAGGGUCACAACCAUGGAAAGGUUUGUUUUCAAGGCAAGGCCACACACCAACCUUCUUUCUCUCCAGCUUAUGGGUGCAGAGGUGAGGACUCAUUUUGCACCCGCUGGGAUGUGGGAUUCAGGCAUCGGGAGCCACUCUCCGUGAAGCUGAGAAAGAGCUGACCACCUCCACAUGCUUUCCCAUGCUGCCUCCAGCCCCCAUAGGCACACAGAAUCACAGAAUCAAUCGUGGUUUGGGUGGGAAGAGACCUAAAGCUCAGCUAGUCCAGCCACCCUGCAGUGAUCAGGGACAUCUUCAAAUUGAUCAGGUUGCUCAGAGCCCCAUCCCGUGCUUCCAAGCCCCUGCAUCAGAAACCAGUGAUUUGAAGUUGGAUCUCUCUAAGUAUCUACAUCAUCAUGUUUUGGUGGGGCUUCCACAGUCAUUUCUACUGAAUCUCUUCUACCUAGUGUGGGGGUUUGAGGGACUUGAGACAACCAGAGCACAGGAAUGUAACUGCCAAGCCAAUGAGUCAGAUGCUCAGCUGAAAAGUGGGAAACCUGCAGAUAAGCUGUCGGGUUUUUAGUUAUAGAAUCAUAGACUGGGUUGAGGUGGAAAGGACCAUUAAAGGUUACCUAGCUCACAACCCCCUGCAGUGAGUGGGGACGUCUUCAACUAGACCAGGUUACUCCGAGCGCCAGGGAAGCUGACUUGGAAAGUCGCCAGGGAUGCGGCUUCUACCACCUCUCUGGGCAACCUGUUCCAGGGUUUCACCACCUUCAGUGCAGAAAAGCAGUCUCUUCUCUCUAGUCUACAUCUCCGUCUUUUAGUUUAAAGCCAUUCACCGUUGUCCCGUCCAGUAGCAUCCCACCCACCACCGGGUCGCGCUGAACGCGGGGGGCUGCCCAGCUGCCCUCUCCGAAACUCAGCGCUCGCUGUCCCCCGCCCCCUCCAGCCCCGCCGAGGGUCCCGCCGGGCCCCGGGCGCCCCUUCCAUUGUCGUGGGAGCGGUGUCCUGCGGGGGCCACCCCCCAUUCCCCGCCCCGGGACGAGUCCCCACCUCCCGACCCCUCCUCCUCCUCCUGCUCCAAGGAGAAAUAUGAAGCGGAGCCGCCGCUGCGCUCCGCGGAGACGGCAAGGGACGGAGCGGCGGCGGCGGAGCGGACACCCUCAGGGAGUGACGGAACCGCGGCGGGGUGGAGUGCGAGGCGGGAGCCUUGAGGAGCGGGGCCAGGCCGCCGGAGGGUGCCCAUCGGUCCCCUGCCCCCGCCAGCCGCCUGCUCCCCAGCGCCGGGCCGUGGGCUGCCCGCGGCGGCGCUGAGGCGCGGGCGGCGCGGCGGGAAGUGGCGGCGGCGGCGGCCGGAGCGAAGGAGCCGAGAAGGGAGCGUUGUGAGGCGGAGAGAUGUCCGUCCCGUACAGCAGCCUGAUGAGAUACCUGUUCCCAGCCCUGCUCUUGCAUGGGCUGGGAGAAGGUUCUGCCUUUCUGCACCCAGACAGCAGGUCCCACCCUUGGUCCUUGGAGAAGAAUGCAUGGAGGGCUUUCAAGGAGUCACAGUGUCACCAUAUGCUGAAACACCUGCACAAUGGAGCCCGCAUCACUGUGCAGAUGCCUCCCAACAUCGAGGGCCACUGGGUCUCUACUGGCUGUGAAGUCAGAGCGGGCCCAGAGUUCAUCAUCAGAUCUUACAGGUUCUACCACAACAAUACCUUUAAGGCCUAUCAGUUUUAUUACGGCGGCAAUCGCUGCACCGACCCCAUCUACACCUUAGUCAUCCGCGGCAAGAUCCGUCUCCGCCAGGCCUCCUGGAUCAUCCGGGGCGGCACCGAAGCCGACUACCAGCUACGCAACAUCCAGAUCAUCUGCCACAACAAAGAGGUGGCCAAAAGAUUCAGCGAGCUGGUGAACCACACCUGCCCUGGAUUUGUAGCAGAGGACAGUCCCUGGGAGCAGGACGUGAGCUACGACUUGCUGAGGGAAGAGAACGGCUGCGAGUGCACCAAAGCGCUCAACUUCGCCAUGCACGAACUCCAGCUGAUCCGUGUGGAGAAGCAGUACCUGCACCACAACUUGGACCACCUGGUAGAGGAGCUAUUUCUUGGAGACAUUCACACUGAUGCUACUCAGAGGAGAUACUAUCGGCCCUCUAGUUACCAACCUCCUCUUCAGAACACCAAAAAGCAAGACCACAGCUGCGUCGCCUGCAGGAUCAUCUACAGGUCGGAUGAGCAGCACCCUCCCAUCCUGCCCCCCAAGGCAGACCUGAUGAUCGGGCUGCACGGCGAGUGGGUGAGCGAGCGCUGCGAGGUGCGCCCGGAGGUGCUCUUCCUCACGCGGCACUUCAUCUUCCACGACAACAACAACACCUGGGAGGGGCACUACUACCACUACUCCGACCCCAUCUGCAAGCACCCUACCUUCACCAUCUACGCCAAGGGGCGCUACAGCCGCGGGGUGCACUCGGCCAAAGUGAUGGGUGGCACCGAGUUCGUCUUCAAAGUGAACCACAUGAAGGUCACCCCCAUGGACAUCUCCACCGCCUCGCUGCUCAACGUCUUCAACGGGAACGAGUGUGGGGCGCAGGGCUCGUGGCAGGUGGGGGUUCAGCAGGACGUCACCCACACCAACGGCUGCAUGGCGCUGGGCAUCCGCCUGCCCCACACCGAGUACGAGAUCUUCAAGAUGGAGCAGGACAGCCGGGGCAGGUACCUGCUGUACAACGGCCAGCGGCCCAGCGACGGCUCCAGCCCCGACCGGCCCGAGAAGAGAGCCACCUCCUACCAGAUGCCCUUAGUGCAGUGUGCUUCCUCAGCACCCAGGCCUGACGAGGCCCCGGAGGAGAGCAAGGUCAGGCUGUACAGCAGCGGGGCGCCAGCAGAGCGGCCCAGCAGCCCAGCACUCGCCCUGCUGCUCGCCCUUUGUACUCUGUCCUCCUGGCACCUUCUCAGCUAGAAAUGAGCAAAACCAAAAAAGAAAACCCCACCAAACGACAAACCCACCUUAUUUUGUUUCAUGACUACGAAGCCAAGGAUCCCACCCAGACUGGGGGUUGUUUUUCUUCUCCAAGAAAGGGACAUUUAUUUUCUUGAUGCACUUGAAUUGCCUGAGAACUGUUGUUCUGCUCCUUACUUCCACGGCCCCCUCCCCUCUCCUCCUCGAAUCCCCAACAGCACUCAUUUGAUGUCUGUGCUUUGAACUUCAUCCAGUCUGAUCCCUGGCCUGACGUGACUGCACAAAAGUAAUUGCACUUUAGGACCGCAGAGAAUAUUUUUUGGGGAGGG
This is a messenger RNA of Pogoniulus pusillus (Red-fronted tinkerbird), 4123 nucleotides long. RefSeq names its product APC down-regulated 1 (gene APCDD1). The transcript has 6 exons. Lineage: Eukaryota; Metazoa; Chordata; Aves; Piciformes; Lybiidae. The record is from RefSeq and is a predicted model, not a curated record. Gene Ontology annotation, biological process: negative regulation of Wnt signaling pathway. Gene Ontology annotation, cellular component: plasma membrane. Gene Ontology annotation, molecular function: Wnt-protein binding. Bases 2247 to 3794 code for a protein of 515 amino acids.